Molecule: messenger RNA, 900 nt
Organism: Dicrocoelium dendriticum
Lineage: Eukaryota; Metazoa; Platyhelminthes; Trematoda; Plagiorchiida; Dicrocoeliidae
Source: the annotation of a GenBank genome assembly
AUGGGAUUGUUUCAUCUUGGCUUUCUUGUGGUGUAUAUUUCGCCUCCACUUCUCAGUGGAUUUACAUGUGCGUCCGCCUUCCAUGUGCUUUUGAGCCAGCUAAAUGGACUUUUUGGAAUUCAAAUGAAGUCUGCUACAGGGCCAGGACGCUUGCCUUAUACAGUGUAUAACUUCUUCGCGGCAAUCACAACCAUCCACCUGGUCACCAUCCUCAUUUCUACGGCGUGUAUCCUCAUACUUGUGGCGUUCAGAUUUUUCCUUAAUCCGAGGAUCGAGGCAAAAAUCAGGUUUCCUUUCCCUGUGGAACUUAUAGUGCUUAUAAUAGCCACUGUGGUGUCCUAUUUUGUACAGUUAGAAGCGAAGUACAACGUCAGAAUUGUCGGUCCUCUACCUAAUGGGUUGCCCCAACCCGUUUUGCCGGACUUCACGAUCGUACCAGAAAUUUUCUUGGAAGCCGUUAUCGUGUCACUUGUAGCAGUCACUACUACCGUGUCUUUGGUCAAAUUAUACGCAACUCGAUUCGGGUACGGUGUGCACUACACUCAGGAAAUGCUCGCUCUUGGAAUGUCAAACAUUUUUGGUGGAUUCUUACGCUGUCAUACUGCGUCUGCAGCCCUUGCCCGUACUAGUGUGUCGGUUAAUGCUGGAAUGCAAUCACAAAUCGCAUCGUUGAUAUCUUGCGUUAUGCUUCUCCUGGUACUGACCGUCAUUGGCCCGGUGUUGCAAUCAGUGCCCAUGUGUGUUCUAUCCUCGUUGAUUACCGUCUCAUUGACUGGAGUUUUUGCCCAAGUUAUGGAUAUCCCGAAGUUAUACCGAAUUUCUACUUUUGAUCUGGUAGGUCCGAGUCACACAUGUCCAGUUUUCAUGACCCAGCCUUACCACUGUCUAGCGGAUUGUUGA